UCCUACUGUCUCUCCGACCUGUCAGUGACGCGUCAGAUAGCCAGCGUCACCCAUCGGCGAAUUCACGAACGAUUCCGAAUCGUAAUCACCGAAACGAGCACGAGCAUCGUAAGUUACGAGCUAGAUCGUAAAUCUAUUUCAGAAUCCUUCCAAUGCCAUUGGAAAUCGUCACGAAUAUUCACUGUCUCACUUUCGACGCUGGCAAUUAUUCCCGGUGGUUCCGCGUUCCACACGUGCGGUACCGUUUCGUCAUAGGUUCACACACACCGCGCGUCAGCUUUCCUCUCGCGAGAAUUGAGCUGUUCGCGGUGCGGGACGUAGAAAGAGCAAAGUAUCGUUAUCGCAGGCACACGAGCAUCCGCGACGAGCUACGACGGUGGCAGCUACGGCUGCGGCGGCUGGUACGGCGGUCAGAUGCUGUCGCGUGCAUGUGUGCAGCUACACUAGAGGGCCCACGUACGCCCGGUCGGCCGCCUACCGGCCACGGGGAACGCGGACGCGUACACGGACCGUGGAACGCAAAGUGGGGGAGUUGCACAAAGAAGGAAAGAGAUGGAGCGAUACUAACCUCGGCUCGAAAGGCUGGGUGUACGACGAAGAGGUUAGAUUGGAACGAAAAGCAGCGGACGGACGCCUGGACGCUUAUGCUGGUGGGGAAACAAGCAGCGUCGGUGGGGAAUGGUGCUCCAAUCGCAAAGAAACGCGGAUCACGCGCGGCUCCGCCCGGCAGAAGGCGAGUUCUCUGGUCGCGAGCGCGAACGCGCCUUUUUACCUCGCGUGUACCGGCUACUACUUACUGCUGCAACGAAACCACGAUUAAAGAGAGAGAAGGUAAGUCCAUUUGCAUAUGCGAGAAAAGCGACCAAUCGCGGCACUCGUCGCUCCCCUGUCGAUAUGUCACAGCAACAAUUAACACUUUCAAAUUAAUCCGAAAAACAAGUGGCACGUCUUUAGCACAACCAUUUUCGUAAACGUCAAGUAACAACUAAGUAAUAAUGAGGGCGCUCUAAUAUGCGCGCGACGCAUAUUAAUUCAAGUAGAUGUC
Messenger RNA from Apis florea (little honeybee), 1045 nucleotides. RefSeq lists its product as uncharacterized. NCBI's taxonomy places the organism in Eukaryota, Metazoa, Arthropoda, Insecta, Hymenoptera, Apidae. The record is from RefSeq and is a predicted model, not a curated record.